Messenger RNA from Actinia tenebrosa (Australian red waratah sea anemone), 3148 nucleotides. RefSeq names its product hepatocyte growth factor-regulated tyrosine kinase substrate. Gene Ontology annotation, cellular component: early endosome. Lineage: Eukaryota; Metazoa; Cnidaria; Anthozoa; Actiniaria; Actiniidae. The record is from RefSeq and is a predicted model, not a curated record. Gene Ontology annotation, molecular function: ubiquitin binding; phosphatidylinositol binding; metal ion binding. Gene Ontology annotation, biological process: receptor internalization; endocytic recycling.
AGUGAAGACGCAUAUAUCGGGUCGGCCAUAUUUGUUGUACUACAGCCAAAGAUGAAUACAAGGAAUUUCUAACAUUUAAAAAGAAAAUCUCUGUGAUAUUUGAAUCUCGUAGACUAAUAAACCAUGGGAAAGUUCUCUAACACAACAACCUUUACUGGAUUGCUAGAAAGAGCUACAAGUCAACUUCAACUUGAUACAGACUGGGCUUCAAUUCUCCAGAUCUGUGACUGCGUCAGACAGCAAGAUGUUUCGCCUAAAUUUGCCGUUACCGCUAUCAAGAAAAAGAUGUUCGAUCGAAAUCCUCAUGUAUCAAAAUUUGCUCUUACCGUUCUAGAGGCUUGUGUAAAGAACUGUGGAUCAACAUUCCAUGAUGAAAUUGCCACUAAGGAGUUCAUGGAAGAAUUGAGAAACUUGAUCAAGAAUGGCCCUGAACCAGUCAAAGACAUAGCACUGGGUCUCAUUCAAACCUGGUCCCAUGCAUUCCGCAAUCAAUCAAAGUAUAAGAUCAUCCAGGAUACUUACAAUCUCAUGAAAAUGGAAGGUUUUCAAUUUCCAACUCUCAAAGAAAGUGAUGCCAUGUUUUCAGCUGAUUGUGCACCAGCCUGGGCUGAAGGUGACGUUUGUCAUAUGUGUCGAGUCAAGUUUGGCACAUUUAUCAGACAGCAUCAUUGCCGCAAUUGUGGCCAAGUGUUCUGUAAGAAGUGUUCAUCAAAAGAGUCUAUAAUUCCUCAGUUUGGCAUCGAGAAAGAAGUCAGAGUUUGUGAUCCGUGUUAUUUUAAGCUGAAUCCAAAAGGCAAAUCAGCUCAGGGAGAGAAAGGCGAGAAGGGUGAGAAGUCCCAGGAUAGUGAUCUUCCUCCUGAAUAUUUGAACAGCACUCUUAUUAAAGAAGCCCAGGUUCCUCCCAAGCUGGAUCCACAGCUGGUGAAAGAACAAGAAGAGGAAGAGUUGCAGUUGGCAAUGGCUUUGUCUUUAUCCCAAGAAGAGGCACAGAAAGAGAAACCAGUGUCAAGAUCCUGGCCUUCAGGGUACAGUGGGUCAUCUAACGGGUCCAGCAGUCCAUCCAAUAACAGGAAGACACACAAUAAAAUAUAUUCUGCUCCACCCACAUAUGAAGUAGAAGCUGACUCUGAUGUGGACCCUGAUCUUGCAAGGUACUUAAACAGGUCGUACUGGGAAGGCAGGAAAGACCAACAGUCAACAGGGUAUACAUCACCUUCAGCUCCAGAAGCCCAAGCUGACGAAAGAGUACCUAGCUCACCGGCACCUUACACCAACCAUAGCGAAGUCCAGGUACAAGAACCAGUAAAUGAAGUGGAACAGAGUUCAGAAACAUUGAUCAGUAAUUUCCGCAGCAGCAUAGAAAUGCUUGCAGAACGAAUGCAGACCAUCUCUGGCAAGGGCAAGCAUAUUGCCAUGGAUGCAACUGUGCAGUCGUUGUUCCAGACCGUAAGCGCAAUGCACCCGCAGCUCUUAAGGUUGAUUGAGCAGCAAGAAGACGAGACAGGUAAAUAUGAAGGAAUAAAAGAAAAACUCGCGCUGGCGCAAGAUGCACGUGUGACCCUCGAAGCAGCCAGAGAACAACAUCGAGAGAAGGUCAGACAACAAGAGCUGGAGCAAGACAUGCUACGACGCAUGCAGAUCGAACAGAAACUAGAACUGAUGCGGCAACAGAAAGCAGAGUACAUGGCUUAUCAACAGCGCCUACAGACAGAGAGGCAGCUAGCCUUAGAGCAACAGCAUCAACAGCUGAAAUACCAAAAGUAUAUGCCGCAGCAAUAUGCAGGACAGUAUGUAGCGGCAACCGAUGGUGGCAGUCCUUACUCUUCCAUGGGGUACAUGCCUGCUGCUCCUAUGCCCCCUCCUGGAGGAGUUACCCAAACUGAUGGAAGUCCUUAUUCUUCGAUGAAUCAUGUACCCACUUCUGGGGUACCAACAGCCCCUGGGGUACCCAGUGAAAUGUUGAAAGGAGGCCAGCAACCCUAUGGACAACCUGUAUCACAGUACCAACAAGGAUAUACUCCACAGGCGUACCCAGGUGUUAGGGACGGCUCGGUAAGGUCAAAUUCACCACAGUUCGGCGGCCAAACCCAAGCACCACCAUCCUACUCCCAGGUGGAGUAUGCACCAUAUGGAUCAGAGGUGACAGACACACAGUCAAUAGCAAAUGGACACCCAGUUCCUGAAUAUCAGAGGCAACUGGGACCAGAGGUGCCUUACAGUGGAUACCAAGCUACACCUGGACAACCUCACCCAAACCAACAGCUCUAUGCUUCAGCUCCAAGCUCUGCUCYAUCGCUACCUCAACACCAACCACAGCUGUACGCACAGGCAGGUAGUCACCCUCCACAGCAACUGCAACUACCACCAUAUGAAGGAAACCAGCAGUUUAUUCCACCACAAUCACAACCACCACCCCAGACAUCAUAUAACAAUCAACAACAACCUGCCAUGCCGCCACAGUACCAGCAGCCCCCAAUGAGUGCUCCACAGCCUGAAUCUAGUGCGUACCCUUCGCUUCAGAUGCAGGGGCAGAGUCCACAGAUGCAAGGGCAGCCUCCUCAAAUGCAAGGUCAGCCUCCUCAAAUGCAAGGUCAGCCACCUCAAAUGCAAGGGCAUCCGCCACAGAUGCAAGGACAACCAAAUGCUGGAGGUGGUUAUGCAUCACCGCAACAACAGCAUCCACAACAAAUGUAUGAACCCCAGUCGCAGCAAUACCAGACAGGUGGUCAGUAUAACCACCAGCCUCCACAGCACCAGCCAUCAGGGCCACCACCUCAACGUCAGUUAUCAGAUCUACAGCUCAUCUCCUUCGACUAGUUCUUGUUCUUCACUAAUGUAUCAAUUGUCCGACAAUCUUCAAAAGUAAUCCUAAAUAUUUCUGUAAUCCUAAGUAUUUGAAAUCGUAUUUUUCUUUUGCUUGAGUAGUAAGGGGGAAAUUAAGCUUCUAUCAGAACAGUUAGGGGCUGGAUCCACAGGUAUUCCAAAAACAGUCCAGCUGAGGUGCAUGUUUUACUCUUGACAGAUUAUAUUUUGGAUUUUAACGAUGAGACUGAUAACCUAUAUUUACUGUUGAAGGAAAGCGGCAGCGCUGAAUUCAGUUUAAAUCAUUGUCAUUUUAUGUAUAUAAUAAAAAUAUUCACUAAUUCAG